AUGGCAUCCCAAAUUGAUUAUAGUGGUUCUACGAUUGUUUCAACACCCAUACGUUUUUAUGACUCCACAUUCUAUACCAUUGUAUUAAUAAGUUUAACCUAUUUAGUAUUUCAAAUCUAUUCUAUUAGAUCUCAUCCAAAAUGUCUAACAUUAUUUCUCUCUUUUAUUUGUACGUGUAUUGGUUCCGAGACAUUUUUUCAUAUUCUCUAUUAUAAAUCAAUAUUAAAUACUGAUCGUCUAGCAAAUUUAAAUAUUACAAAUUCUUUUUCACCAGCGAUUAUUCAUUUAAUAAUUCUAUUAUCAAUCAAUUCAUUUUUAUGGAAUGCUACACAAUGUUCAGCAUUAGCAACAUGUUUAUUAUCAUUACCAACAUCGUCUGAACAUUCCUCAUCAAAUCAUGUUUAUCGUCGUUGGCUUCGACAUAUAUUCAUUGAUCAUAUAUUUGCAUUAGUACUUGUACGUUUAGGAAGUUUAACUGAUUUACCAACAAUAAUUACUCUAAGUGAUGUAGCAUCAGUUUGCGUACUAACAAGUUGGUUUUCACAAGUAGCUAUAUUUCCCUGUGCAUUGUGUUCUAUACAUUUAUUUGUUAAAAUAGAAGUAGAUGACUCGAAUACUACUACUACUACUACUACCAUUAUUCCCAUACAACCUGCACAGGAUGGUGAUGAACUGAAUAGCGUGUUACAUCGUAUAAAAAUAAUUAAAAUAAUUGGUUUAGCUUUAUUUGGUGUAAAAAUUUCUGCAUUAUCCUUAUGUGAAACAUUAGCUCUCACAUUUGCCACAAUUAUUUGUUUAUCAUGUUUAGUUAUAUCAACAAGAGAAUAUAAUUACAAUAGUUAUGUAUGGAUAUUCAAUUCAUUUUUUAACAAAAAUCUCGCAAAAAAAAUUAUUGAUAAUGCGGUGGAUGAUCUAACACAUUCAACAUCAAGAAAACAACAUUCAUUGUUAGAAAAUGACGUCAAGCAAUAUUCAAAAAGUAUAUUAAAAAAAGCAUCUAAUCUUCAAUAUCUGCCGAUAUAUUCACAAAAUGGAAAUGACAAAGAAUCGUCACUUUUAAAUUAUCAACAUAGUCCUGUGUCAACAACUAUUAAACCACAUUUUGAGGACAAACAGUCAAAUAGUUUAUCACCAACAGUUGAUAAAAAAGACUAUAAAUCUCUCACGGAUAAUGAACUAUUACAAAUAAUCAAAUCAAACAACCAGCGAGAAUUAUUAACACAUAAUUUAGAAAAAUAUUUACCCUUUGAUCGUGCCGUUUCUCUAAGACGUUUAUUUUUAAAUGAAAAACUAUCAGAAUUAUCACAUGUAUCUACAAUCAAUGAUUUACCCUAUGAUCAUUACGAUUAUUCUCGUGUAAUUAAUCAAUGUUGUGAAAACGUUAUUGGCUAUGUACAAAUUCCUGUAGGUUAUGCCGGACCAUUAUUGAUUGAUAAUAAAGAAUAUUAUAUCCCAUUGGCAACAACCGAAGGAGCAUUAGUAGCAAGUACAAAUCGUGGGUGUAAAGUUGUUACAUUGUCCGGUGGUGUACAAACAACAGUAUUUAAUGAUGGUAUGACUCGUGGACCAGUGUUAAAAUUUAAAACAGCCAGAGAAGCAUAUGAAGCGUAUAAAUGGUUAGAAAUUAAUUUUAAACAAGUAAAAUUAACGUUUGAUCGUACAAGUAGUUAUGCAAGAUUGACUAAUAUCAAAAAAACAAUAUCAGCACACUAUUUGUUUAUUCGCUUUGUGGCAACAACAGGCGAUGCAAUGGGUAUGAAUAUGAUUACAAAAGGUGUUGAAGCAGUAUUGGAGUUACUGAAACAAUCAUGGGAUUCAGCUAUUGAUAUGAUCAGUAUAAGUGGUAAUUAUUGUAUCGAUAAAAAACCAUCGGCUUUAAACUGGAUCGAUGGACGAGGAAAAUCAGUGAUUGCUGAAGCUAUUAUAUCGAGUGACGUAUUAAAAAAUGUAUUAAAAAUGGAUUGUCAACAUUUAAUUGAAUUAAAUUUGGCUAAAAAUAUGGUUGGCUCCAUUAUGGCUGGUAGUAUUGGUGGAUUUAAUGCUCAUGCAGCAAAUACCGUUUCAGCUAUGUUUAUUGCAUGUGGACAAGAUACAGCACAAUGUGUUACUAGUAGCACUUGUUUAACAUGGUUAGAAGCAACCGGUUCAGAUAAACAAGACUUGUAUAUCUCCUGCACAAUGCCUUCACUGGAAGCUGGCACAAUUGGCGGUGGUACAACAUUAUCUGGUGGACAACUGGCAUGUUUAAAGAUGUUAGGUGUUUCUGGAUCAAAUUCUCUCGAACCCGGGGCUAAUUCGAUUCAGUUAGCAAAAAUUAUAUGUUCUACUGUUUUAGCUGCUGAACUCUCAUUAAUGAGUGCACUGGCAACAAAUGAUUUAGUCAAAGCACAUCUUAGCUUAAACAGAACACCGACAGUACCUGAAUUUAGACAAAAAUAA
Didymodactylos carnosus is the source of this 2439-nucleotide messenger RNA. Lineage: Eukaryota; Metazoa; Rotifera; Eurotatoria; Philodinida; Philodinidae. The record is from the annotation of a GenBank genome assembly.